Molecule: messenger RNA, 6120 nt
Organism: Iphiclides podalirius (scarce swallowtail)
Lineage: Eukaryota; Metazoa; Arthropoda; Insecta; Lepidoptera; Papilionidae
Source: the annotation of a GenBank genome assembly
AUGGAGUGGGAAGGGCCGGCCAAGCAAGGCUUGUACGACCCUCAGAACGAGCACGAGGCCUGCGGGGUCGGUUUUGUUGUUGCCAUCGACGGCAAGCGCAGCCAUAAGAUCGUCCGUGAUGCCGAGGUCCUCGCCAAGCGCAUGGAGCACCGUGGUGCCUGCGCCUGUGACAACGACACCGGCGACGGGGCGGGCGUGCUCACGGCCAUCCCCCACCAGUUUUACUGCGCCCAGCUAAGGGAUGCUCACCAGAUCGACCUGCCGCCGUUCGGCAAAUACGCCACCGGCAUCUUCUUCCUGGACAAGCUGCACCACCAGGACAUCGAGAGGAAGUUCAAAGAGCUGGCCGAAAGCCUCGGACUCCGUGUCCUUUGCUGGAGGACUGUUCCGACCAAUAACACCACCAUCGGUCAAGUGGCCCGCAAUUCGGAGCCGUAUAUGCGGCAAGUGUUUGUCACCGGCGACAUCGAAGACGAAGAGCAGCUGGAGAGGCAGAUCUUCGUGCUGAGGAAGCGCGCCAGCCACGAGCUGGUGGUGCCGGGCGCCAGGUUCUACAUCUGCAGCCUCUCCCUCAGGACGGUCGUUUACAAGGGCCUGCUUACCUCCAAUCAGCUAUGGGAGUACUUCAAGGACUUGAGCAACCCAGCGUUCACCACUUAUUUAGCGUUGGUCCACACCAGAUUCUCAACCAACACCUUCCCCAGUUGGGAGCGGGCACAUCCAUUGAGAGUGCUCGCCCACAACGGGGAGAUAAACACGUUGCGAGGUAACGUCAACUUGAUGAAAGCGCGCGAGGGAGUUAUGAAGAGCGAUCUAUUUGGCGAUGACCUCAAGAAGCUGUACCCGGUGGUCGAGCCGAACCUAUCCGACUCCGGCUCGGCGGACUGCGUGCUGGAGUUCCUGGCCCACUGCGGCCGCCGCUCGCUGCCCGAGGCGGUGAUGACGAUGGUGCCGGAAGCUUGGCACUCGGACCCCACCAUGGCGGCGGGCAAGCGCGACUACUACAAGUGGGCCGCGGCCGCGAUGGAGCCCUGGGACGGGCCCGCGCUCAUCGCGUUCACGGACGGCCGCUACAUAGGGGCCAUCCUGGACCGCAACGGGCUGCGGCCGUCGCGCUUCUACGUGACCAGCGAGAACAUUCUGGUCAUGGCGUCGGAGGUCGGCGUCUACGACGUCGACCCGGAGAAGGUCAUACUCAAGAGCCGGCUGAAGCCCGGCCGAAUGCUGCUCGUGGACACCAAGGACAAGAAGAUCAUUCAGGAUGUUGAGCUGAAGAUGAAGAUCGCGAACAGCCGCCCCCACUCCGAGUGGCUCAAGGAACAGAUAACCAUGGAGGAGAUCCACAAGUCGGUGUCGCUGUCGGGCGUGGGCAAGGGCGAGGGCGCCGUCUCCGGCCUCUCCGACCGCCGGCUGGCGCUGUUCGGCUACACCGUGGAGGCCAUCAACAUGCUGCUGGUGCCCAUGAUCGAGAACAAGAAGGAGGCGCUGGGCAGCAUGGGCAACGACGCCCCGCUGGCCUGCCUCUCCCAGUUCCAGCCGCUGCCCUACGACUACUUCAAGCAGCUGUUCGCCCAGGUCACCAACCCGCCCAUCGACCCCUUCAGGGAGAAAAUAGUGAUGUCGCUGAUGUGCCCCAUCGGACCAGUGGCGAACAUCCUCGAGCCGAGUGCCGAAUUCGUCCAUCGGCUGUUCCUGCCGCAGCCGAUCCUUUCGCUGCCCGACUUGGAAGCCCUCAAGAGGAGCACACAUCGCGGAUGGCAGACGCAGGUGAUCGACUGCACGUACGCGCACACGGAGGGGCCGGCGGGUCUGGCGCCGGCGCUGGGCCGCGUGGCGGGCGAGGCGUGCGCGGCGGCCGAGCGCGGCGCGCAGCUGCUCGUGCUCAGCGACCGCGCCGCCGGGCCCACGCGCGUGCCCGUCAGCUCGCUGCUCGCGCUCGGCGCUGUUCAUCACCACCUCAUCGAGACUCGUCAACGUAUGAAGGUCGGCAUUCUGGUUGAGACUGCCGAGGCGAGGGAAGUCCACCACAUGUGUGUAUUACUGGGCUACGGCGCCGACGCGAUCUGCCCGUACCUGGCGUUCGAGCUGGCGUUCGCGCUGCGCGACGACGGCGUACUACCGCGGGACCUCCCCGACGAACAGAUCUACGCCGCAUACCAAAAAGCCAUCGAGACCGGCAUCGCCAAGGUGAUGGCCAAAAUGGGUAUCAGCAUGCUGCAGUCCUACAAGAGCGCGCAGAUCUUCGAAGCGGUCGGCCUCAGCGAAGAGGUCAUAGACAAGUGCUUCAAAGGAACCCAGUCCAGAAUCGGCGGUGUCACCUUUGAGAUCCUGUCAAAGGAGAUAUUUGACAGGCACGCUUUGACGUACGGCGUAGUCAGUGAUACUCUGGUUUUGAGGAACCCAGGCCACUACCACUGGCGCGCUGGCGGCGAGAAGCACAUCAACGACCCCGCCUCCAUCGCCAAUCUGCAGGAAGCGGCGGUUUCCAACAGCGCGAACGCUUACGACCGCUACAGAGAGAGCGCGCUGGAGUCGAUCCGCGCCUGCACUCUCCGAGGGCAGCUGGAGCUGGUGAAGCUGGACGAGCCUAUCCCCAUAGACGAGGUGGAGCCGGCCUCGGAAAUAGUCAAGAGGUUCGCAACAGGGGCGAUGUCGUUCGGCUCGAUAUCGCUGGAGGCGCACACGACGCUGGCGGUGGCGAUGAACCGCAUCGGCGGCAAGUCCAACACCGGCGAGGGCGGCGAGAACGCCGACCGCUACCUCAACCAGGAUCCGGAGUUCAACAGGCGGUCGGCCAUCAAGCAGGUGGCGUCGGGCCGCUUCGGCGUGACGGCCUCCUACUUGGCGCACGCGGACGACCUGCAGAUCAAGAUGGCGCAGGGGGCCAAGCCCGGCGAGGGCGGCGAGCUGCCCGGCUACAAGGUGACGGAGGACAUAGCGCGCACGCGCUGCUCGGUGCCGGGCGUGGGGCUGAUCUCUCCGCCGCCGCACCACGACAUCUACUCGAUCGAGGACCUGGCCGAGCUGAUCUACGACCUCAAGUGCGCCAACCCGCGCGCCAGGGUCUCCGUCAAGCUGGUCUCCGAGGUGGGCGUGGGCGUGGUGGCCUCGGGCGUCGCCAAGGGCAAGGCGGAGCACAUCGUGAUCUCGGGCCACGACGGCGGCACCGGCGCCAGCUCGUGGACGGGCAUCAAGAGCGCCGGCCUGCCCUGGGAGCUGGGCGUGGCCGAGACGCACCAGGUGCUGGUGCUCAACGACCUGCGCUCCAGGGUGGUGGUGCAGGCGGACGGCCAGAUCCGCACCGGCUUCGACGUCAUGGUGGCCGCGCUCCUGGGCGCCGACGAAUUCGGCUUCAGCACCGCCCCGCUCAUUGUGCUCGGCUGCACCAUGAUGAGGAAGUGCCACCUGAACACUUGCCCCGUGGGCAUCGCCACCCAGGACCCGGUGCUGCGCAAGAAGUUCGCCGGGAAGCCCGAGCACGUCGUCAACUACCUGUUCAUGCUGGCCGAAGAGGUGCGCGAGCACAUGGCGUCGGUGGGCGUGCGCCGCUUCCAGGAGCUGGUGGGGCGCACGGACCUGCUGAAGGUGCGCGAGGGCAACGCCAACCCCAAGGCGCGGCUGCUCAACCUCGGCCCCAUCCUCAAGAACGCGCUGCACAUGCGCCCCGGGGUCAACAUCGUCGGCGGCUCCAAGGCACAGGACUUCCAACUGGAGAAGCGUCUCGACAACCAGCUCAUCGAGCAGUGCGCCGGCAUCUUGAACGGCACCCAGAAACACAUCGACGUCAAGAUGAAGAUCACCAACGAGGAUCGUGCCUUCACGAGCACACUCUCUUACCACAUUGCCAUGAAGUACCAGGACUCGGGGCUGCCGGAGGGCAGCGGCAUCAACAUUUCGCUGGUGGGGUCUGCGGGCCAGAGCUUCUGCGCCUUCCUCGCCAAGGGGGUCUCGGUCACCCUGGAGGGAGAUGCCAACGACUACGUGGGGAAGGGCCUCUCCGGCGGCACGGUGGUGAUCUACCCCCCGCGCGGCUCCCCGUUCGAGUCGCACCUGAACGUGAUCGUGGGCAACGUGUGCCUCUACGGCGCCACCUCCGGACGGGCCUACUUCCGGGGCAUCGCUUCGGAGCGCUUCUGCGUGCGCAACUCCGGCGCCACGGCGGUGGUGGAGGGCGUGGGCGACCACGGCUGCGAGUACAUGACGGCCGGCACCGUGCUCGUGCUGGGCCUCACCGGCAGGAACUUCGCGGCCGGCAUGAGCGGUGGCAUCGCGUACGUUUACGACGUGGACGGCUCCUUCAAGGACAAAUGCAACCCGGAGAUGGUGGAACAGCUGCCGCUGGAGAAUGAAGAAGAUCUGAGCGAAGUCAAACAGCUUCUGGAGGAGUUUGUCGAGUACACCGGAUCCAUCAUCGCCAAGGACCUCCUGGCCACGUGGCCGGAGCCCGCCAAGAUGUUCGUGAAGGUGUUCCCGUACGAGUACCAGCGCGCCCUGAAGCAGAUGGCCCUGAUGAAGCCCAAGCCGAGGGCCGAAGUCAACGGAAAAGAGGAGAACGGGCUGGUCGACAUAGAGGAGGCCGUCAGGGACGUGGAGCUGGAGAAGAAGAAUUUGGAGAAGGUGCUCGAUAAGACCAGGGGCUUCAUAAAGUACCCGCGCGAGACGGCCCAGUACCGGCCCGCCGAGCGGCGGCUGCGCGACUGGGACGAGAUCUACGACGCGCGCGCGGUGCGGCGCGGGCUGCGCGUGCAGGCGGCGCGCUGCAUGGAGUGCGGCGUGCCCUUCUGCCAGAGCGGCCACGGCUGCCCGCUGGGCAACCUGGUGCCCAAGUGGAACGACCUGGUGUUCCGCCACGACUGGCGCCAGGCGCUCGCGCACCUGCUGCAGACCAACAACUUCCCGGAGUUCACGGGGCGCGUGUGCCCCGCGCCGUGCGAGGGCGCGUGCGUGCUCGGCAUCUCGGAGCCGCCCGUCACCAUCAAGAACAUCGAGUGCGCCAUCAUCGACCACGCCUUCGAGAGCGGAUGGAUACAGCCGGAGGUGCCGGAGUAUCGCAACGGAAAGACGGUGGCCGUCGUGGGAUCUGGUCCAGCAGGUCUGGCUUGCGCCCACCAACUUAACAAGGCCGGCUACCUGGUGACGGUGUUCGAGCGCAACGACCGCCCCGGCGGGCUGCUGCAGUACGGCAUCCCCAGCAUGAAGCUCAGCAAGGCGGUGGUGGCGCGCCGGCUGCAGCUGCUCGCCGCUGAGGGCAUCAGCUUCAAGUGCAACGUCGACGUGGGCAAGGAUAUAUCCGCGCGCGACCUCGCCAACGAGUACGACGCCCUAGUGCUGUGCAUGGGCGCCACGUGGCCGCGCGACCUGCCGCUCAAGGGGCGCGAGCUGAACGGCAUCCACUUCGCCAUGGAGUUCCUCGAGGGGUGGCAGAAGAAGCAGGCGGGCGGCGCGGCGGGCCACGCCAAGGAGCGGCCCGCGCUCUCCGCCACCGACAAGCACGUGCUCGUCAUCGGCGGCGGGGACACCGGGUGCGACUGCAUCGGCACCGCCCUGCGGCAGGGCGCCCGCUCGGUGACCACUUUCGAGAUCCUGCCGCAGCCGAGCGCCUCCCGCCAGAGGGACAACCCCUGGCCCCAGUGGCCGCGCGUCUUCAGAGUGGACUACGGUCACGAGGAGGUCAAAGUGAAAUUCGGUAACGACCCCAGACAGUUCUCUACGCUUACAAAGGAGUUCCUCGAUGACGGGCAGGGCAACGUGUGCGGCGUGGCGUGCGUGGAGGUGGAGUGGGAGCGGGGCGCGGGCGGGCGGUGGGAGAUGCGCGAGAAGGGGGGCACGGCGCGGGUGGUGCGCGCCGACCUGGUGCUGCUGGCCAUGGGCUUCCUCGGCCCCGAGCGAUACGUCGCCAACCAGCUCGAUCUGCCGCUGGACGCACGAAGCAACGUCGAAACGGAUAAAUCGAACAUAUACAAGACCCCCGUCGAAAACGUUUUCGCCGCUGGAGACUGCCGCCGCGGGCAGUCGCUGGUGGUGUGGGCCAUCUCCGAAGGCCGGCAGGCGGCACGCGCGGUGGACCUGCAGCUGAGCGGCCGCUCCAGCCUGCCCGGCCCCGGCGGCGUGCUCUACGCC